AUGGAACUCUUUCUUGAGAUGUCUCAAAGAGGAUUGGUUGGGGGCACCGUCACUUACACCACUCUGAUCCAAGGUUUUUUUCAAGCUAGGGACUGUGAGAAUGCUCAAGAAAUUUUCAAACAAAUGGUUUCUUGUGGUGUGCCUCCCAAUAUUUGGACCUACAACAUUCUGUUAGAUGGGUUUUGUGAUAACGGGAAGCUAGAGAAAGCGUUGGUGGCCAGUAAAGUAGAAGACGCGUGGGAAUUAUUCUGUAGCCUCGACCUUAAAGGAGUGAAGCCUGAUGUUAGAACGUACACUAUAAUGAUCUCAGGAUUCUGUGUGAAACGCUUAAAGCAGGAAGCUGUUGCCUUGUUUAGAAAGAUGAAGGAAGACGGGCCUCUCCCAAAUGACCAUACCUACAAUGUGCUAAUCAGGGCACAUCUGAGGGAUGGUGACAAAGCAGCAUCAGCAGAGCUCAUCAAAGGAAUGAGGAGUUUCGGGUUUUCCGCAGAGGCUUCAACCUUUGGCUUGGUCACUAAUAUGUUACAUGAUGGGAGAUUGGACAAAAGCUUCCUCGACAUGCUUUCUUGA
Messenger RNA from Brassica oleracea var. oleracea, 570 nucleotides. RefSeq names its product pentatricopeptide repeat-containing protein At1g63070, mitochondrial. NCBI's taxonomy places the organism in Eukaryota, Viridiplantae, Streptophyta, Magnoliopsida, Brassicales, Brassicaceae. Gene Ontology annotation, molecular function: protein binding. The record is from RefSeq and is a predicted model, not a curated record.